Pseudocercospora fijiensis CIRAD86 is the source of this 267-nucleotide messenger RNA. RefSeq lists its product as uncharacterized. The record is from RefSeq and is a predicted model, not a curated record. The transcript has 6 exons. The coding region runs from base 1 to 267 and encodes 88 amino acids. NCBI's taxonomy places the organism in Eukaryota, Fungi, Ascomycota, Dothideomycetes, Mycosphaerellales, Mycosphaerellaceae.
AUGUGUUCGCCGAAAGAUGGUCUGAAUGCUAUGCUGUAUCGCAUCGCCCGACACAAGUCGGGCAUUAUUAUCAUAUAUGGCAGCAGGACGGAAAUCUAUGGUUUAAUUUGUAAGUCGUGGCUUGUUGAGAUCACUUAUGCCGCUAGAAUCCGAAACCCUACUCGUUAUGAGGGAGUGUCCCGGGACGGUGCGGUUGUUGAUGAGGACUUUAUCACUUCGAUGCUUAUUUCUAAAUUUAUUAGAGGUUCCUUGUGUCAUCAAGGAUAG